Molecule: messenger RNA, 631 nt
Organism: Arabidopsis arenosa
Lineage: Eukaryota; Viridiplantae; Streptophyta; Magnoliopsida; Brassicales; Brassicaceae
Source: the annotation of a GenBank genome assembly
UCUCUCUCUCUCUCUUUCUCCAACUCACAUCUCUAUCCAAUAUUUUCUCACUUACAGUCACAAGAGUCCUAAAGGAAUUACAAGAAGAAAAUCCACAAUGAAAAGAUACUGUUCAGUGGCGGCGCUGCAGGUUCUGUUACUUGUAGCUUUCUUUAGCAGCAAGUAUUGUGUAGAAGGCCGUUCUCUGUUAACGAUGACACAUUCGAGUCAAGCUGUGAGAGAUUUGCAUGUAAGCAAGGAGAUGAAGAAAGAGCCGCUUAAGGGAGAAAAAGAUAGCUUCAGAAGAAUCCCAAGGAGUGGUUCAAACCCUAUACAGAACAAGUGUAAUCCACCGGUAGAUGUUAAAGGAAGUAGGAACCAGCAGAUCAUAGCAUCAAGAAAACCUUAAACUUCAGUUCUUUUUUUUUUGUACGUCCUUCUUAGAUCCUCUACUUUCUUUCUUUUUGUUUUGUAGAAUAGGUACCUAGACAUGUGUGUUCUUAAUGCUGAUUAAAAUAUAUGAACUCAUCUUUUAGCACAUGUUCUUUCUCAGUGAUGCUUAAAACCCCUUAAAUAUACAAUGAUCAACCUCUUUCUCUGUGUUAUUUGGUUCUUAUGCUUCAAAUGUCCUUAAGAAAGAAAGGUGUUCUGU